AUGCAAGAUACAAAUGAGGUAGCAAGAGAGACUGGGACACGCCCAUUAUCCGGGCGAAUUCACCUCCUUGGAAUUGGAAAUGUAGGGUCGUUUGUUGCCCACUCAUUAGCGGGUCGCCAAUCUCCGCCGCCGAUGACCUUACUCCUACAUCAUUCGAACGUCUAUCGAUCAUGGAUCUCGAAGAAAGAGUGUAUAGCGAUAAACGUGAACGGGUUGGACGACGUCAAGUCUGGUUUCGAUGUUAAUGUCAAGAGCAGCGACAGUGAUACGUGGUAUUCAUUACCCUGGGAUAAGGAGGGUACAUCGGAGGAGAGAGACAGGAUUCUUAGCGAGAAGCUCAAGGACGGCAAUAUCGAAAAGUCACUAGCACAGUCGGAGGUAGAUGAUAGCACAAUCGAGUGUGCGAUUGUUACUGUCAAGGCAAACCAAACGGUCAGAGCCGUGUCAUCCAUCAGGCAUCGUUUAACCCGGGAUUCCACCAUUCUCCUACUGCAAAACGGAAUGGGAACGAUCGAUGAGCUCAAUGAGAAGGUGUUCCCGGAUCCAUCGAAUCGUCCGCAUUACAUGACGGGCAUCUUCUCCCACGGCUUGUACCAAAUGUCACCAUUCCAGGUGGUCCAUACUGGCAUUGGCACUACUGUUCUCAGCCCUGCACCGUCACGGGAAGUUGCUGCUACUGCGGGCGACAAUGCCGCAGACUGGGCACCCACGACGAAAUACCUACUACGUACCUUGACCCUCACACCACCACUGGUCGCCUUCGCAGAAACACCGUCAUCCAUUGUCCAGUACCAGCUGGAGAAGCUAGCCAUGAACGCGGUGAUUAACCCACUGACAUCUCUCAUGGAAUGCAAGAACGGCGAAAUCCUUUACAAUUACAAAUUCACCCGAGUCAUGCGGCUACUUCUCAUCGAGAUAUCUAGCGUGAUUCUAGCCCUCCCGGAAGUGCAAGGCAUUCCAGGUAUCGAGGCCCGUUUUGACCCGGAACGUCUGCGGUGGAUGGCAGUGCAGCUUGCAAGCAAGACACGUCACAACAUGAGCUCCAUGCUUCAAGAUAUGCUAAGUGGGAAAGCGACGGAAAUUGAGUAUAUCAAUGGUUAUAUCGUGCGUCGGGGAGAGGAGCUUGGGAUCAAAUGCGUAGUGAACUUUAUGAUUAAAGAGAUGGUGCAAGCUAGGGUAGCGUUGCUGCACCAGCGAGAAUCGGGGGCCGUUCCGAUGGAUCUUUCGGGAUUUGAGGAUGAACAAUGA
Aspergillus chevalieri is the source of this 1248-nucleotide messenger RNA. RefSeq lists its product as uncharacterized. Gene Ontology annotation, biological process: pantothenate biosynthetic process. Gene Ontology annotation, molecular function: NADP binding; 2-dehydropantoate 2-reductase activity. Lineage: Eukaryota; Fungi; Ascomycota; Eurotiomycetes; Eurotiales; Aspergillaceae. Gene Ontology annotation, cellular component: cytoplasm; mitochondrion. The coding region runs from base 1 to 1248 and encodes 415 amino acids. The record is from RefSeq and is a predicted model, not a curated record. The transcript has a single exon.